Molecule: messenger RNA, 2619 nt
Organism: Bufo gargarizans (Asiatic toad)
Lineage: Eukaryota; Metazoa; Chordata; Amphibia; Anura; Bufonidae
Gene: EIF2B5
Product: eukaryotic translation initiation factor 2B subunit epsilon
Exons: 16
Coding region: 41-2137 (698 amino acids)
Biological process (GO): biosynthetic process
Cellular component (GO): eukaryotic translation initiation factor 2B complex
Molecular function (GO): guanyl-nucleotide exchange factor activity; translation initiation factor activity; translation initiation factor binding
Source: RefSeq, a predicted model, not a curated record
UACGGUGGCCGAGGAGGCUAAGAGUGCAUGCGUGAGUAACAUGGCUUCGCGCGUAGGGAAACGCGGUGCCGGGGGAGACGAUGAGCUGCCCCCGCUCCAGGCCGUGCUCAUCGCCGACAGCUUCAACAGGAGGUUUUACCCCGUCACCAAGGACCGCCCGCGGGCACUUCUUCCGUUGGCGAAUGUGGCUCUGAUUGAUUACACCUUGGAAUUUCUCACCGCCACUGGGGUUAAAGAAACAUUUGUCUUCUGCUGCUGGAUGGCAAACGAGAUAAAAGAGCAUCUGAGGAAUUCCAAGUGGUGUCGGGCUACCAGCUCCAAUGUAGUGCGCGUGGUGACGUCUGAACUUUACCGCUCACUUGGAGAUGUCCUCCGAGAUGUGGAUGCCAAAACCUUGGUGCGCUCAGACUUUGUGUUGGUCACAGGGGAUGUGGUUUCUAAUAUAAACAUUGAAGCUGCUUUGGAGGAGCACAGGACUCGGCGGAAGCUAGAGAAGAAUAUUUCAGUUAUGACCAUGAUCCUUAAGGAGUCCUCACCAGUGCACCAUACAAGGUGUCAAGAGGAUGAUGUUAUCAUUGCUAUGGAUAGCAAGACCAAAAGAGUGUUGUUGUACCAAAAAAGCCAGGACUUGAAGCGCUACCACUUUCCAACGAGCAUCUUCCAGAGUAAGGCACAUGAGAUGGAGCUGCGUCAUGAUUUGCUGGACUGUCACAUUAGCAUCUGCUCUCCCCAGGUUGCAGAGCUGUUCACGGACAACUUUGACUACCAAACCAGAGAUGACUUUGUUCGUGGCCUCCUUGUUAAUGAAGAGAUCUUAGGAAAUCAGAUACACCUCUAUGUGACUCAGGAAGAAUAUGGCGCUCGUGUAUCCAACCUGUCAAUGUAUGAGGCUGUAACUUCUGACAUCCUGUGCCGUUGGCUGUAUCCUAUAACCCCUGAGACGAACUUCACUGACCAGGAGGAGCAGAGUUAUACACACUCCCGUCACAAUAUUUACCGGGGGUCAGAGGUCAGCCGUGGCCAUGGCAGUGUCCUGAGAGAGAAUGUACUAAUUGGGAGCAACACGACAAUUGGGUCAAAAUGCAGCAUCAGCAACACUAGUAUUGGGAAAAACUGUAGAAUUGGUGAUGGAGUAGUUUUGGAAAACGUGUAUAUUUGGGAUGACGUUCGCAUUGAAGAUGAUGUUACGAUCAGAAAAUCUGUAGUUUGUAAUAAUGUUAUUGUGAAGAAAAGAGUGAGGAUUAAUGAACACUGUGUCCUGACCUCAAAGGUCAUAGUUGGCCCUAAUGUAGAUCUGCCAGAGAACACUGUUAUUUCUCUGCAUCAUCCAGAUGAGGAUGAGGAGGAUGAUGAUGAAUUUAGUGACGAUGCAGCGACUGGCAAAAAGGAGGAACAAUCAAAGAUCAAAGUAUACAACAAAGCAGAGGUUGGAUCGGAGGGUGAAGGUUAUGUGUGGAAGUCUUCGGCAACGCCAGAUGAAGAGGAGGAGGAGGAGGAGUUGCAGAAAAGCCUUUGGGGCCUCAAGAUUACUAAUGAAGAGGACAGUGACAGUGAGAGUGGGAAAAGUGUAUGCUCAGAGCAGACAGACAGCCGCCCAGCUUCCCCGCUUCUGGAUGACAUUAAAGUUUUUCAGAAUGAAGUUUUGGGAACGUUGCAGAGAGGUGUGGAAGAGAAUAUUUCCUGUGAUAAUCUUGUGUUAGAAAUCAACUCUCUCAAAUAUGCCUAUAACAUCUCACUCGUGGAAGUGAUGCAAAUUUUGUGCAAAGUGGUCCUGGAAUUCCCAUUGCAGCAACUGAAUGGAGUGCUGGAUGUGAAUCCUUACUGUAAUGUGGUACUACCUCUCCUAAAAAGAUGGACCCCGGUUUUCAAGAACUACAUAAAGCGUGCAUCUGACCACUUAUGCUGUCUUAGUGCUAUGGAAGAAUUCUUUUUGGAUCAUGAACCUCUUUGGGCAGCAACUGCAAAGGUUCUAAUGGGAUUUUACCAGCAGGAUGUGCUAGCAGAGGAGAUGAUUCUCCGAUGGUUUUCACAAGCAGAAAUAACUGAAAAGGGACGGCAGCUACGUAAGAAACAAGCACUUCAGAAGUUUAUACAGUGGCUGGAGGAAGCCGAGGAGGAAUCUUCAGAUGAUGAGUGAUAUGGAGAGUAACCGUACGUCCUACUCAAAUCUCAUAUGUUUUUGUUGGCUAGUCACCACUAUGAGCAACCGGAAUGCGAAGAGCUGCUUUGAGCGCAGGGGACAAUUUUAUUUACUCCAGGGCCUCUGUGCCACAAAAUGCAAAUACGCCAUUGAGCUGCCAAGGAUUAUUAAGACUGACUCUUCCACGUGAGCAUUAGUACCAUCAGGGUAAAGAUCAUCCGCAGGUUUGCAUAGUUCUUUUGUACUGCUGCCUCUGGACUUAUUUUAACACAGCCGUCUCUUAAACAUACGAUUUUGUAUUCUCUCUCACAUCUCAUUUACAAACAUCUGAAAUGUUGGUUCGGUGUCUCUGAUGACCCAUCUGUGAUCGUGGAUCUAGGGUGCUCUGUGCCGAUACCAACCUUCAAGGGACUAAAAUCUGAUGUGUUUGAGUGCAAAUAUUUAUUUGGAAAAACAAAUAAAGACUAUAUGGAUUGUGA